AUGGCGCCCUCUUCCAUGUUCGAGGACCUACUGAGCCAAGCCUGCGCCGCCGCCCAGGAUGCUCGACCGCUGAUCCCGAUGUACAUCCACCUCAUCCUCUCCGCCUUAUUUCCAAUCUACACUGGCGCACAUGCCUCGCUCUCUCGACCAUCAUCCGCAGCGAAGCCGGACAAGAAGAAGAGAAAAGCCGCUGAAGAUGAGGAGGACGAGGACGAAGAGAAGGUCCAGCAGAUGGAAGGGCUGAGCAACAAGGACGCCAUUGUUCUCCCAGUCACCGCUGGGAUCGUGCUCACUGGACUGUACUUCCUCAUCAAGUGCGUAGGGGUGUACAGCGUCGCGCAACUCAUCAACGACGGGCUCAACUUUGCUAUUGGCUUUCUCUUUCCGAACUACUACGCUUCUUCCCGGACGCUGUGGACGGUCAAGAAUGCUGAGGGUAGAGCUGUACGCCAGGACGAGAAGGAGGCGAAAGACACACCUCUGCCAGCGUAUCUGAACGCUGUUCCACUGCCCGCGAGGCUGAAGACCGCAUUAUGGUCACUUCGUCGCCUUGUCAAGCAGAAGUAUACUUUGAAAGCUUACAUCGACACUAUCAUUGAUCUACGUCUCAAAGUCACUGUUGUCAACGUCGUUUCGGCUGCCCUUGGACUUGGUACCAUCAUCUACGUCAACACGAUUUCGAAGCCGUGGUUCUUGACCAACCUCCAGGGUUUUGCAGUCUCAUACUCGGCAUUGCAACUGAUGUCACCUACCACGUUCGCCACAGGUAGCCUCAUUCUCGGUGCUCUGUUUUGCUAUGACAUCUGGGCCGUGUUCUUCACGCCGUUGAUGGUCUCCGUGGCAAAGAACCUUGACCAACCGAUAAAACUCGUCUUCCCGCGACCAGAUGAGCCUGGCAAGACACCAGACGAACCGCCAGUGAGGAGUUACAGCAUGCUUGGGCUUGGUGACAUUGUUCUGCCCGGCAUCAUGAUUGGCCUUGCUCUCCGAUUCGACCUCUACCUCUUCUACCUUAGGAAGCAAUCAAGGACCCAGAAGGUUACUGCAGACUCUGCAGACAAGAACGCCAUAGAGGAGGCCGUGGACAAAGCACCCUACGUCUCUGCUACAGGGCGUUGGGGUGACCGCUUCUGGACUUGGACGCUCCCAAAGUCAGCCUUACCACCGCGGCUUCGAACGUCAUUUCCGAAGCCAUAUUUCACAGCCGCAAUGGUGGGCUAUGUGAUUGGCAUGCUCACUACAUUAGCUGUGAUGAGCGUCUUCCAGCAUGCUCAGCCUGCAUUGCUGUACCUCGUUCCAGGCGUGCUCAUCAGCUUAUGGGGCACGGGUCUGGUGAGGAGAGAGCUGAAGGAGAUGUGGGAGUUCACCGAAGCCAUCACCGGCGAACAGCUGGACGAGGGUGACGAAGACUCCAAGAAGAAUGGCGAAGGCGACAAGGCGCAGAAGGACCAGAAGGGACUGUUCGAACGGCUAUGGAGCGACAUCUGGUCAUCGAACGACACCGACAAUGACAGCAGAGACAAGGCCACGAAAGCCGAGGACGAGAAAGAUGCGACGAAACCCGGCAAGACCACUGAGGAAGGCGAAGCAAAAAACGCCACGGAGAAGCACCGCGAGGACGGGAUCGUGUUUUCGAUCGAAGUAUCACGGUUCAAGCCUUCCGGCAAGCGCGCAGGAACGGACAAUCCAGAGGAGCAGAAAGCUGCGGAGGCCGAGCAUCCUCGAGACACCGCUGCAACAUCCUCGUCUAGUCUCAACGGCAGCGAUGAGCCCAGAUAUCGGACCCGGAGUUCUCGCUCGUAG
Saxophila tyrrhenica is the source of this 1803-nucleotide messenger RNA. RefSeq lists its product as uncharacterized. Gene Ontology annotation, cellular component: membrane; lumenal side of endoplasmic reticulum membrane; cytoplasmic side of endoplasmic reticulum membrane. Lineage: Eukaryota; Fungi; Ascomycota; Dothideomycetes; Mycosphaerellales; Extremaceae. The coding region runs from base 1 to 1803 and encodes 600 amino acids. Gene Ontology annotation, molecular function: aspartic endopeptidase activity, intramembrane cleaving. The transcript has 2 exons. The record is from RefSeq and is a predicted model, not a curated record. Gene Ontology annotation, biological process: membrane protein proteolysis.